This is a messenger RNA of Chanos chanos (milkfish), 966 nucleotides long. It is a transcript of the gene cd9a, whose product is annotated as CD9 molecule a. The transcript has 8 exons. The coding region runs from base 22 to 696 and encodes 224 amino acids. The record is from RefSeq and is a predicted model, not a curated record. Gene Ontology annotation, cellular component: plasma membrane. NCBI's taxonomy places the organism in Eukaryota, Metazoa, Chordata, Actinopteri, Gonorynchiformes, Chanidae.
AGUUUAAAGAAAACGGCCAGGAUGGGAGGAAUAAAGUGCGUGAAAUGGUUGAUGUUCAUCUUCAAUUCCCUGUUCUGGCUGGCAGGUACAGCUGUAUUGGCACUGGGACUAUGGCUGAGGUUUGACCCUAAAACUAAAGCACUGUUUGAGGGCGGAGACUCACCCUCAGUCUUCUUCACUGGUGUAUAUAUUCUGAUUGCAGCAGGUGCUCUAAUGAUGGUUGUUGGAUUUCUGGGCUGCUGUGGUGCUAUACAAGAGUCACCUUGGAUGCUGGGUUUGUUUUUCUUCUUCCUGUUGCUGAUAUUUGCAGUGAAAGUGGCUGCAGGGUUCUGGGGUUUUUCAAACCAGAGUAAGGUUGUUGAUGAUAUUACACAAUUCUACAGACAGACCUUCAAGAAUUACCAAGAUAACAAACAGGAUGCACUUAAAGAAACUCUACGUCUCAUUCAUCAUGGGCUGAAUUGCUGUGGUCCGACUGGAAGACCCACAGAUUCCGCUGAUGAUAUUUGCCCAAAGAAGGAAGUGCUGGAUGGCUUCAUCACCAUGAGCUGUCCGGAUGCCAUCGAUAAAGUCUUUAACUCCAAACUACAUAUCAUUGGUGGUGUCGGUGUUGGGCUGGGCAUCGUCAUGAUUUUUGGGAUGAUCUUCAGCAUGCUCCUGUGCUGUGCCAUCAGGAAAACCCGUGAGAUUGUGUGAAGGAAAUCAACGAGCACGUUUGUCCUUGCAUGACCUUCAUCGAGCUAACAGCUAAUCAGUCAAUCGUCCAGCACACUUUCUGCACACGACACUCGGAAUUCUGUUCUCUGAUUGGUGGGAAGCCACAUUCUUUACUUUUCAGAUUGCAGCUGUUUGAUUGGCUCAGCCCCUGAGUAAGGAGUGACUGAGGGUUUGGAUGAAUUCCCUCAACCUACUGAAACAACGCCUUUGAACGACCUACUUUUUCUAUGUGUUUUUUUACCAUAUGUG